CCCUUUAAGUUCCAUGGCCUGUUUUCUUCCAAGACCAACGACUGAUGUCGGCUAAGGUUAUCACCAUGGUGACCUUUGCCGACACAGCAAAGGUCUCACCUGUGGAGCUGCACGAGCCUCCGUGUCUGAGCGCCUCUCUGUCUCCGGGACUCAGGCGGAAGAAGAUGCUGUGGCAGAAUGCCGUCAAACACAUCAUCAUCCAGCAGGAGCUCAACGCUCAGGCGGGAGUUGAGCCAGCGCGCAAAAUCUGUGUGACAGAUUCCUACAUCGAGGAGAUCAACAGACAGAUCCGCAGCAAGGCCUCACGCGGGGCCACCAAACGCCGCUCCUCCACCGUCAGAGUGCAGACCCGGGGAUCCACCAGCACGCACGGCAGCGUUGGGGGUUCUACCCGUGACUACACCAGCGAUGCAGAUUUCUUUGUUUGCUGGGGCAACACCGUCCGUGGUGUUUACAUACCCAUGCUGCGGCACACCUUCAAGUCCCGCGACCUGGAGAAGCUCUACCAGCAGUACUCUUCUCACCAAAGACGCAACUCUCUCGCCGUCACCAAUGUGAUCGACGCAGUGGCCAAAUUGCAUGUGUUGGUCCUGUACCUGGUGCUGGCCCCGGAGCCCAAAGCAGACACCCUACGUUCCUACUUAACCAGCAUCUUCAUGAUGUUAGCUGUAGCUCUCUGCGUUGUGGUGUUAAACUGCAAAGACUCCUUGUCCCCAAAGUGGCUUCACUACGCUGGCCUUGCGAGCUGGUUCUCUCAAACCACACAGAUUCUGGGAGGGUUUGUUUUUGGGUUGGAGAAAGAUCCAUCCUGGUAUGUUUUAUUUACACUUUUUGCCACAUACACACUGCUGCCCCUUCCUCUGCUGUGGGCUAUCUGCGCCGGAUCCGUCACCUCGUUGCUGCACCUCGUUGUGGAGAUUUUGUCUUACUACAAAGAUGCUGUGCUUUUAAAAAAGGUGUUUGCCAAAGGCCUUCUGUACCUGGGUAUGAACACAGCCGGCCUGUUCAUCCACUACCUGACAGAUCACGCCCAGAGACAGGUUUUCCUGGAGACGCGGCGCUGCAUCGAGGGCCGCCUCAAACUGGAGCAAGAGAACCAGAGACAGGAACGCCUGGUCCUGUCAAUUCUGCCUCGCUUCGUUGCCUUGGAGAUGAUUGCAGACAUGAGUUCUUUGGAGGACGAGCUGAACCCUCAAGAGUUUCACAAGAUCUACAUUCAUCAGUACAAAGAUGUCAGCAUCCUUUUUGCAGACAUUAAAGGUUUCACUCAGUUAUCCAUGAAUCUGUCGGCUCAGGAUUUGGUUCAAACCCUUAAUGAGCUUUUCGGACGUUUUGACCGCUUGGCUGAGGAACAUCACUGCUUGCGGAUAAAGAUACUAGGGGACUGUUAUUACUGCGUGUCUGGGGUGCCUGAACCCCAGCACGCCCAUGCCCGCUGUUGUGUAGAAAUGGGCCUGGCUAUGAUCACCACUAUACGACUCGUGAGGAAGCAGCUGAACUUCGACUUAGACAUGAGAAUCGGCAUACACUCCGGUUCUGUCCUGUGCGGCGUGCUGGGCCUGCAGAAGUGGCAGUUUGACGUCUGGUCAUGGGAUGUGGGCAUCGCCAACAUGCUGGAAGCUGGAGGGAUACCAGGGCGCAUUCACAUCUCAAGGACAACUUUGGACUGUCUAGGGGGAAUCUACAAGACAGAGGACGGUCGCGGAGGGGACAGGAACGAGUUCUUGAUGAAACAUAACAUAGACACCUUCCUCAUCUGCCCUUCAGAGGAGAGGAACGGCCACACUGAGCCCAUCAAAGUCCAGAGAACUGUUCGGACCUGGAACCCUGAGAUCCCUUUUGGUCAUGUCAUUGACAUGAAUAGUAUCUUGGCGUCUUUCACGAAUGGCUCGCUGCCCAGCAUAUGGCAGUCGACUUCCAGAGAAAUCAACAAACGCAUCAAACAUGCGAUCAAGGUUCGAAGCAGCGAGCGCAUGCACAAGGAGCACAUCACUCCACUGACCCUGGUGUUCAAGGACGCCCUGAUCGAGGACAAGUUCUCUCAAAUUAGAGAUGAAAUGUUCAACUCCAACAUGGUCUGCUCCUUCAUCGUACUCCUCUUCCUCAUGGCUUCUCAGGCCUUCAUGCCUGUUCCCAGGCAGUUUCCGGCUGUCCUCCAGUUUUCUGUUUUCCUGCUUGCGUACAUGAUGCUGCUGCUGGUUUCUCUCGCUGAGGAGUUCAAGAGGACGCCUGCGGUGCUGCAGAACAUCUGCUGCUGGUUCCACGAAAACAACAGCGCUCGCAACCUCCUCACUCUCACUGCCAUCCUCAUCAACUUUGCCCUGGCCUCUUCAGACAUGGUCUGGUGUCUUCUCUCAAUGACAGAUGAGACUGACAUGAUGGAGAAGAUGAAAAUAGGCUCGACUCCUUUCACCAUCUGCACCUACCCCGAGAUCUUCGUGCUGAGCGGUGUGGUUGCCAUGGUGACCUGUGCUGUUUUUCUGCGGCUGAACUCCCUGCUGAAGCUGGCGGUGCUGCUCUUUGUGGUCACCCUGUACUCCUAUGCCAUCCACCUGGCGUUUGUCACACUCGCACGCCACGACACACUGCAAAGGUCAAACUAUGUGAGGAGAAAAGGGAUUUCCAUUCUACUCAUGGUCAUGUUCACGGUCGCUGUUUUUUAUAAUGGACGACAGUGGGAGGCCACCGCCAGGCUGGACUUUCUGUGGCGUCUGCAGGCCCAGCAGGAGGUGGAGGACAUGAGGGAGCUGAGGGAGCACAACGAGAGUUUGCUGCACAACAUCUUACCUGUGCACGUGGCGCAGCAUUUUCUGGAGCGGAACAAGAACGAUCAGGAGCUUUACUCUCAGUCCUAUGAUGAAGUGGGCGUCAUGUUUGCCUCGGUCGCCGGCUUCAAUGAAUACUUUGAGCAGAAAGAGAUUAAACAUGAAGGAGUGGACUGCCUGCGGCUGCUGAAUGAGAUCAUUGCUGGCUUUGAUGAGCUGUUGGAGGAGUCGUACUUCCACUGCGUGGAGAAGAUCAAAACCAUUGGGAGCUGCUAUAUGGCAGCUUCGGGAUUAGCUCCAAAUAAGCAGGCAUCCAUGGAGGAGUGGAAUCACCUGAGCGAGCUGGUUCUGUUUGCGUUGGCGAUGCAGGAGACCUUAAAGGAGACCAACCGGCUCUCCGCUCAGAACUUUAAGCUGCGUGUAGGAAUUGCUCAUGGGCCAGUAGUGGCGGGGGUGAUCGGAGCCACCAAACCUCAGUAUGACAUUUGGGGGGCAACGGUGAAUCUGGCGAGUCGUAUGGACACCACAGGAGUGAGUGGACGGAUUCAGGUGCCGGAAGCCACCCGAAAAGUCCUGUCAGAGUGGGGGUUUGCCCUGGAGCUACGAGGAGAAAUAUUUAUCAAGGGGGUGAGUGAGUGCCAGGGCAAAGUGCGCACAUACUUCAUCAGCACCAUGCGGAGCAAGCAGGAGGGUGUUGGGAAGUACGGCAGGCUUGUGGGGCGCCCAUCAGGACGCCUGACCCUGGCGGAGGUCGUGUUUGGGCUGGUCCAAGCCAGACACAAGGAGAAAAUUCGAGAAACGAACAGCAACUUUGGUCUGAUUCCCUGCAAACUGAAGUGCUGAGAGCCACACAGAGGAGUGGUGCUGUUCCUGCAUGUUUACAGGGCGGAUCAAGCCCUCCAAGGAUCUCGCUCCCGUUACUUCACGGUGUUCUCCAUUGUGUAAGGAGAAGUAAAAGUCUAAACUCACCAUUUCUUGGGACUUAAACCUCACCUUGAACGGGCCUUUCUCUUCCAAUGACCUCUUGUAAAGUGUAACAAAUAUUAGAGGGAUCUCUAUUUUUUUUUAGCUUUCUUGUUGCCAUUUUUCUGUCAAAUAAAAGCCAACAUGUCUUUUUUUUUCAUAUCUUGCAUUGUAAGAUAUCAAACGUUUGAGCCAAAAACUAGAAUACCUCUUUGAAAAAAACUAAUCACACUUUAGUUUAGGGGUCUGCAACUUUUAGCAUGAAAAAUAACAGUUUUUUACUGCAAAAUUCCAUAUUUUUUGUGCCCAUCAAGCAAUUUGUUUAUCAAUAAAAUGUAGCUUUUGACAUUUAAUUAUAUUAGUGCUGUAUUACUGGUAACUUAACAACGGCACAUACAAGUUCCUUUCAAAAUAAAAUGCAUCUUGUGUCGAA
Molecule: messenger RNA, 4161 nt
Organism: Oryzias melastigma (Indian medaka)
Lineage: Eukaryota; Metazoa; Chordata; Actinopteri; Beloniformes; Adrianichthyidae
Product: adenylate cyclase type 8
Exons: 20
Coding region: 45-3608 (1187 amino acids)
Biological process (GO): adenylate cyclase-activating G protein-coupled receptor signaling pathway; intracellular signal transduction; cAMP biosynthetic process
Cellular component (GO): plasma membrane
Molecular function (GO): adenylate cyclase activity
Source: RefSeq, a predicted model, not a curated record